This is a messenger RNA of Drosophila simulans, 8212 nucleotides long. RefSeq names its product SCY1-like protein 2 (gene bma). The transcript is spliced from 18 exons. Lineage: Eukaryota; Metazoa; Arthropoda; Insecta; Diptera; Drosophilidae. Gene Ontology annotation, molecular function: protein kinase activity; ATP binding. The record is from RefSeq and is a predicted model, not a curated record. Bases 1 to 2694 code for a protein of 897 amino acids. Gene Ontology annotation, biological process: protein phosphorylation.
AUGCCCGCCGGCACAAUGUUUGCCAAAUUCAAGAGCACCAAUGUGGCCGCCUCCACAGCCACUCAAGCAGUCGCCGAUGGCAAUCCCAUUACGCAGUACUUCGAAAUCGGCAAGCCGGUGGCCUGUGCCGGCCCAGAAUUGGUGUGGCGCAUCCAUGAUGCGUACCGCAAGAGCGACAACAAGGAAUGUUCGGUGUUUAUAUUCGAGAAGAAAAUUGCGGAGAAGCUGCACAAGCCGCGUCGCAAGGAGACCAUAACGGAGCUGCUAAAGAGUUCGGUGAAGACACUGGAGCGCUUCCGCCAUCCGCGGAUACUACAAAUCUAUCACACGGUCGAGGAAAGUGCGGAUACGCUGGCCUUCGCCUCGGAGCCCAUCUUCGCCAGCCUCUCGAAUGUCCUGGCCUUUCACGAGUCGAAAACGUAUGAAGCGACCAACGUGGCGCCGGCGGCGGGUGGAGCAGCUGCGUCCCAGGCGCAGGCGGCAGCGAACACCUUGCCCCAGCGACCGGCCCAUGCCAAGGAAUACAAUUUCUUGGACAUGGAGCUGAAGUACGGCUUUCUCCAGCUGACCGAGGCACUGGCGUAUCUGCACUAUUCCGGUCACGUAAUUCAUCGCAAUGUGUGUCCAUCUUCUAUACUAAUAACCAAGCGCGGUAUCUGGAAGCUGGCCGGCAUGGAAUAUGUGGAGAGAAUGAAUGAGAACGAUUUGAACAGCUCCAUUCCGUGUCCGCCGUGGAGCAAUCGGGUGUCCAAGAUGGCCCAGCCGAAUCUUGACUUUAUGGCUCCCGAAACCCAGUCAACGUCCAAGUGCAGCUUGCUCAGCGACAUGUUCUCGCUGGGAAUGGUGAUCUGUGCGGUCUUCAACAACGGUAGGCCACUGAUUCAGGCCGGUAACUCCACCUCCAACUAUGCCAAGCAAAUGGAAACGCUGGAUGAUCUGGUCCACAAGUUGAUGCCCAGACUGCCAAUUGCCCUGCAGGAGGCCACUUCGCGCAUGGCCAGUCGGGAUGCAACCGCCAGGCCCACCGCCCAACUGCUGCAGCUCAUCAAGUACUUCAUCGAUACGCCCAUAAACGCUUUGAAAUUCCUGGACGUGGUCAACAUGAAGGACACGCAGCAGAAGUCCCAAUUCUACAAGACCACCUUGAUCGAGGCCAUGCCGAUGAUACCACGUAAACUCUGGUGGCAGAACAUCUGGCCGAUGCUCAAGUCCGAGAUCAACAAUAACGAGGUCCUUGCCGCAGUCCUGCAGCCGGUCAUGCUAUUUGUCCAGGAAGCCACGCUCACGGAAUACGACACCCUCAUGUCGGCCACCAUGAAAGUCAUCUACAAUACACCGAAAUCCAUUCAGGCCAGCGUUACAAUACUUGAGAAUUUGCAUUUGAUUAUCGAGAAGACGAAACCGGAGGAUGUCACCACAGAUAUAAUGCCCAUGUUGUUCUACUCCUUCGACGGAUCCACGAUACAAGUGCAGAGCGCCGCCGUGGUGGCCGUGGCCAAUGUGUUUGAUAGCAUCGAUGAGCUCUCCAUUCGCCGCAUGGUGCUGCCCAAGGUGAAGCAGGUGUUCGAGAAGAACAUAACCGAUCCGAAGAUUGUGCAGAACGUGCUGAUGUGCAUCGAACGGGUCAUGGACCGCAUGGAGCGAGCACAGGUCAUGGAUGAGGUUCUGCCGCUGCUGGCGAACAUUCGCAUUCCCGAUCCCGAUAUCAUCAUGCGUACUGUGCGCAUCUACCAUAAACUGUUUGUGGACAAAACCUACGGACUGACCGUGGAGACGAUGGCCACCAAUGUGCUGCCCCUGCUCAUUCCGCACACUGUGAAUCCUUCACUCAAUUUCGAGCAAUAUUGCUACCUGCUGGAGGUGCUGCAGCAAAUGCUGGAGGCCAUCGAUCGGCAGCAGAGGAACAAGUUGAAGCUGGACAACCUGUCGAUGGCCUCGCCGGAACGCCACCGCACCCUGCGACACCAGUUCUCCACGGACAACAUGAAUGCGCCACCCUUCAAUAUUCCCAACUUGCGUAUUGAUCAACGCAAGACGUCCAGUGCCGAGGAUAUGGCCCGCAAAAAUUCUGGCGGCUCCGGCAUGUUGGGCGGCUGGUGGUUCGGCUGCUCGCCCUCGUCGCCCGACAGCAAUUUCCUGCGCGUGGGCAACGUGUUCCCCAACCGGCGACUGUCGGACAACACGCUGAUGACCCCCAAGAUCCGGAUAGCUCCGUCGUGCGCCUCCUCGCCGGGCGGUACUCCUGGCAGCGGGCUGCCGACGCGACGCCACUCGAGCAUUGGGCCGCAGGAGCGGCGGGGAUCCACCAUCAAUUUGUCACCGCCAACUUACGGUGCUCGCGGUAGCUCUGGAUCGAGUCUAUCGGUGCCAUCCACCUCGGUCUAUGUUAAAUCUCCUUUAUUGUACUCCCAAAAACAGGGUGGCUCCAUGCCGAACACAUCCAGCAGUGUGCCAUUCCUGCUGUCAUCCAGCAUGCAGUCGAUAAGGUCGCGCCGCCAGUCCACCGUCCUGUCAUCGGGUCCACUCGGCUCCGGAUCGGGUCUACUGCAGCAGCUGGGAUCCGGAAUGGUAAGACAAUUAACUUCCGUAUCCGGUACGGUUAGCCCGGUGCCGCUGUUGCGGGUAAAUGGCACACGAAACAGCCACAGCAACGUCCGAAAGUGUCCGUCACUCAAUAUCACAUUCAGUCAAUAAUACGAUCUGAACGAAAUCGGCGAGGCUACGGCCAACGCCGAUUCCAGCAGAUACGGUUCAGCCAGCACCAGCAAUUUCAAUUACAAUACCGGCUACAAUUACGGCCCCCAAAGUUACGGGCCCCAAACAUACGGCCACAAUCUCAAUCAGAGCCUCAACAAUGUGCGUUACAAGGCCAAGCUGCGGAGCAUGAAUCUCAAUCUCAAUCCGCCACGGAACUAAACAGCCAAGUCUAUGAAACAAAAAAAAAAACAAUCAGAUCGAAACUAUAUAUAUUUGGGUGCCAUACACGCCAUAUGGCGCCAAAUCGAAGCGAAUGGAAGCAAAUCAAAAUUGAAAUGCAAGAGGGGCAGAGGGUAAAAUGUAGCAAAAACUAUAUACAUAUAUAUGCCAAAUCAAUGAAUGAUCGUACCUAUGUGAGACCUACUAUAACCUAGUCAUACGUACUAAUUACGCAAAUCUUGAUACUAAAACCAAUACAAUUACAAAUUAUCGAACUAAUAUUGAUAUAUGCAUACUAAUAGUACGAGUACACAACUGUUGUUUUUUGGAGAAUUUAUUCAAGUCCUGUAUUUGUAUGUACCAUAAGUGUUAAUGUUGAAACAUAUCUAAAAACGUAACGAGUUAUCCAACACAUAGCCCAAAUUGGAUACUCACAGCUACUACUUACCUUUAUUGUUGAUUGAUAUUAUUAAUUAUCUUAGUUGUUGAUUUUGAAUCCCUGCCCAGCAACGAAAAAGAGCAAAAACCAUAACGACAACGUGAUUUGUCAAACUCGAUUAGUCAUUGGAAUAUGAAAUUUUGAGAGAAACUGCAGAAUUUCCCACCCACAUACAAACACUGCAUGUUUGUGUGCUCAAAUCCUUUAUGAUUGUCGUCCUGAAAGUCGUCCUUGUAAAUCCAGCAAUAGUUUAGCCUAAGCACCUGCACUUUGAAUUUAUCGGCUUUAAGGACAUUAACCCAUCUACAGGGUAGUUAGUUCGAGUUCGGAGUAAUAUGAUAUAAUAGGAUAGUUACCAUUAGAAAACUAGCUUAAGUUAACACAGUUAAGUUGCCGUAUGUCGCGGAAAUCAAGGUAUAUUGCUUUUUUUAUUAUUAUAUUCCAUUUAUUUUCCAUUAAAGUUCAAAGAAUUAUAUUUGCUCUUUUCAAAGUUCAUAAAAAUAUUUUUGCAUGGUUUCCAAGUUUGUUCUUGUAAAUUAAUUUUGUUCAAUUUUCCAAAGUUUACUUGUAUUACAAAAUUAUAAAAACUAAAGUUAGGUAUGUGCCCUUUUUCGCGAAGAUCCAAAAGUUCUAAACACAAGUUGCAUGAUAAGAAAAAAUUGCUAACAGGAUUUUUUAGUUUAGGUUUCACUGGACUAAACAAAUAACGAAGUGCUGAAUCAUAGGUGAAACAAAUGCUUUUUCUGUAAAUUAAACUUAGAGCGACAGAAGAUGAAAUAGUAUAAAUAGAUCCUUUUGCAAUGCAUGCGCCUGCAAUUUUAUGAGUUCCUUUAUCCAAUUGUACAAUAUCUGUGGUGUUUCUAAGUGUUUUGGAAUUGACGUUUUCCAUGGCAUUCUGAAUGUAUCUGUACUACUUGACUUGCCAUUUUACUUUCUGCCCAUCUGAAGUGCACAAUAUAUAUACAUGUAUUCUGGAAAUACAAAAUACAACUGAGAAAUGAGAUAUACAACAGAGAGAACGAAAGCUGAAUACAAAUCGAAUUAAGCUGCUGAUCACGGAGAUAUUGUAAUAUAUAUAUAUAAAAAUCUACAUAUAUAUAUAUGCACACAUACAUAUGUGUAAACUUGAUUGAUUGACUGACACUGAAGGCUUCAGAAGGCUGCUAUACCUGCUCUCGUGCAUACCUACUAUAUCGAUCUGAACUAUAUGAAUCUGUUAACUGACUUACCAGAUCUUUGUAUGCAUUUGUAUUGUAUUUUACUCUACUACGAUUAAGUCGAAUUUAUGCGAAUUUAUUGUAACUGUUUAAUGUACACUUGGCUAAUGCACAAUCAGUGUUGCUUUGAACUUUGACCUUCGACCCACAACCCAAACACCACCCCCCACCCACCACCAACACGCUUUUGCAUUUGAGAUUUUUUAUUUCGCUUUCGCCGUACUUAUGAUUAUGAUUCUACUUCGAAAUGUGCCUUAAGAGUUCAAAGGUUCUCGCAUUCCAAGUGCGUAGUGCGUAGAUUGUGCGACAAAUCUUAAAGAAUAUAUACAUAUAUAUACAUUGUAUAACUAACCUGAUGAGAUCGAAGAAGAGUAGCUACCGAUACCUAGACAAGCGCUGAAUGGAGGUGAGAGGUCACCGGAAACUCAACCUCCCCUCCCCCCCUGUGAACACCCACACUCAUCCACAAUUGUACCUUAGUAGUAGUUUUGUAGUCACCCACAUUUCCGGUGCAAAUCCGACACACAGACACACGUACACCUAGCCCUAAGUGGAUCCUAGAUAGAUGUUCGUAGUUUGCAUUGCGUAACCAGUUGAACCCGAUAUAUAUAUAUCUAUAUAUAUAUCUAAAUGUAUAUGUAUGUCUACAUCAGAUCCCAGAUACUCCAACCCGCCAAAACCGGAAAUAGGAUCCAAAACCUGAGAUUCGAAUCGAUGCAUGACCACCGAACCCGAUGUUUGUCCCAACUAUUUUGCUAAAACAUAUAUAUAUAUAUUACUCCUUAUAAUACCAGUGUAUUGUGUGUGCCCCUUCUCUCUUCUUGUCUCCAAUCAUUUGGUGUUUUUUCCCGUAUUCGUAUUCGUAAUACCCGUAAUAUACGUUUUAUCCGUAACGGAGUGCGAGAUACUUCGAAACCAAGUAGCUUCAGCAGUUCCCAAUCUAUUUGCCCAGUAGCUAGAUAAUACCUAAUUGUGUAACAAUAACAAUAACAAUAUCAAUAACAAUAGCAAUAGCCUAUGUAUGUAUUUUGAAAAUCGUUUGAAGCCGAACAACCAGAUUGAUGGUCUAUUUAUCUUGCAACUAACUCUAUUACAGUAUCAACUAUUCUCCGGACGUAACUAAAGAUACAGAAACGCAAUCAGAUAAAUACAUUCAAAAGAAUCCAAUUACUUUUUAAUGCAAUUUCGGUCCAUUUAUGAAACACUAGUAAUCAACUUAUAUUAGCGGUAUAAAUACAUUAUAUGAAAUUAUGAAAAUUGUAAACGUAUACCAAGCGCAAGCAUAACUAAGUAUUUUCAGUCGAAUCUCUAAAUGUUGUUAGCCAAUCAAAUUUGAUGUGACCAAAGCAACAUAUUUAAACCCAAAUUAAUUGUAAUUUAUCUAAAAACCAAAGUGUCAAACACAACCCAACACAAUCACCACAAGAACACGAACCACAUAAAAAAACCAAUGAAACACUAUGCAGAAUGCAAUCAAUUCCUAGAAAUCCUAACUAUUCUCGAAUAUAUAUUUAUUGUGAAUGUUUACGCUAGGCAAAAAAAAAAAAAACAAAAAUAUGUCAAAUAUAUACCUCUAUGUGUCAUUGAACUCGCCUAUAUCAUCAUAGUUUAUCAUAUAUAUAUAGUUUAAACCAUAUCACACUGCAAGAGAUACAGAAGUAAACAUAUAUUGUCUAUUAAUUUUGCAAACAUCAAUCACAGAUCACUUUUUCGAUGAUAAAGAUAUGCAAUCAACUAAGGGAGAAUCGUGUACCUACAUACAUCGUACCUAGCACCAUAGAAACCAAACUUAUCACAGAGCUUUACAGCAAUCGCAAUCAAAAAAAAAAGAAAAACUAAUCAAUAUGAAUAACCACGAAUACGAAAGGGACGUUUAUUGUUUGGCCAAGAACCUCGAGAGAUCCCGCCUGCGCUUUAUAGUGACGAAUCCCACAUAAAAUCUAUGUAUAUUCUAUACCCAUCAUUCAAUCCAUCAUAUAUACACACUCUGAUCAACCGGAAUAGAUAGCUCCAAAAAGAAAAAAACACCCAAAACUACUACUAAGGUGAAUACACGAAUCCAAUCCAAGGUCCACCGAUCCGAAAUAGAACCAGAGCCAGUAGUUACUGAAGCCGCUGUACCCGAAGGCAAUCUCAAUCUCAAUCUCAAAUCUCAAUCUGAAUCUCACAUUUAUAGUCAAUUUGUAUAGUUGGGCAGCUAUAUGUGGUAAAAGUGUGGUAAAUGGAAAUGGUAAACUCUUGAAACUUUAUACACUUUAUAGUGAAGACUCAACUGUGUCAUAGAUGUAUUCAUUACGUAAACGGCAAUUAAAGCGAUUAUUAUUAUUGUUGUGCUACGUUUAGCGGAGUAGAAGUGAAACCCGAAUAAAAUAUGAAUUUAUAUAUGUAUACAAAAGCAGCAGCAGCAGGACGAACUCUAUCUAGGACACGUUGAAAACUACUCUACUUUAUAUACACAUACUCGAAAUGAUAUGAAUAACACUGAAUUACACGAACGGGAACGGGACAAUCAAAAUUCAAGCGACACUUAAACUAAUUCUAUAUCAACUAACUAAUUCUAUCAACUAACAAACAAUUGCAAUUUUAAGUUACGUUGUUGUCGUUCGUUGUGUUUGUUCGAUUCGUUGGAUCUGCGUUUGGUCAAUGCCAGCUAAUCUGAUCCUGAAACUCCAGCAUAUCCUUGCCAUGCACCUGAAACUGCUUUGCAUUUUGUUCGGUCCGAAUUUGUUGUUUAUUUCACCUUAGACAAGCAUAUCGAUAUGGUUUACUAGCGUUUAAUUGUACGUAUACAUAAUUAGAUUUACUUAAUUUUAAUUAAUGUUUACGCGACAAGACAGAAAACUAAGCACAAGAAAACAAAAAAAAUAAAAAUUAAAAAAUUAAAAACAAAAUCUAAAUCAAAGAAAAAGGGGAAAACCAAAAGCUCAAACUGGACUGAACAUUUAAGAGUUAUAUUAUGUACAUUAUUGAAUUGCAUUUGAUUGUGUGAAGAUCGUUUUAGUGCUAGUAACUGCGCCUAAAACUAAAGGGUAUUACAUUUGUAUUCGAAUUUGUAUGUAAUUCUGAUCGUAUGUACGUUAUGUUAUCGUAAGUGUACCAUCCUAGAUCCUCUAACGAAUUGAAUUGAAAUGAAGCCAACUCUGUCUCUUGUGAUUCUAUUGUGAUGCUAUGGGAGUCAAGCAGCACUCAACUGUUUUUACGCCUCUUAAAGUUUAAAACAAAGCUAAUCGUAGCAAAACCAAAACUAAACUACCUAUCUCUACACUAGUCUAUGCAAUGCUAAUUGGCAGCCCCAACUAUUGAAAACAAUCAUGCACAAUAAAUGUUAUGCAAUUGAGAGAAUCCAAGGCCAAAGACCCACAACUUUUUCUUACACUACUCGAAGUAAUUGUGUACAACUAAAGGAAUUCUAGAUUUUAAAUGUGCUAAAACUGUUUAUAGUCAAGUACUUAAUUAUGAGUGUAAUUAUCGAAUAUUAAUACGUACACAGGUUGGGGCAUUUGGCAUAGUAAUACUAAUGUAUAAACGUGGGAUCGAUGAUCAAUUGAUGAUGAUGGAGCGGUGCAAAUGCGUGUGACAAUGUACGUAUGUAACAAACAAUUGAAUUUAAAUGUUUAAUAAAUGUGUGGAAAUGAAUAAA